AUGGAAAUAUCGGAAAAACAAGCUUCUGGGAUUGAAUCGCAGACAGUCGCACCUUUUGACGCCGAAGAACUGAACUAUACUCGGGCAUCUUUGCCUUCUCAAUCGUCCUCGGGUAAUUUCCCCUCUUCACAACAAUAUCCUCGCCCAACAUCUACGUGUGGACACUGCGGCAAUGCCUAUCCACAUCCACAAGGACAAGAUAGCUGUCCUGCCCGCGGUUGUCAAUGUCGUUCGUGCGGAAAAAUGAAUCAUUUUGCUCGUUGUUGUCGUUCGAAACCUCCAAAUCACUCAGUUGGCCAACGUCGCUCCCCCCGUCAGCAACAGCGCAACGACCUGUACCCUCUCACCUCAGAGCCUGAUCGCAGGUUACCUCAUCGCCCAUUUCCACGCCAGUCAGCUCCACGCCAGAUUCGUCACCUUUCCGCCAAUCAAAAUCAAGAUCGCAGUCAAGAUCCCCUUAAUCCCUCAAGCUCUGACGAUGAGUAUCUUUUUACAGUCCUCUCUGGCCCUCCCGUUGCGUUAACCAAUGCAACUAUUUCGCAAGUCCGUGACGUAACUACCCCAAAGGCUAAAGUCAUGAUUGCGGAUGUUCCACUUCAAGUGUUGAUAGAUUCUGGCGCCAGUAUUAAUGUGAUUGAUGAGAACGCUUAUCACACCAUCAUCAAAUCGCUUAAAAACAAACAGAUCCCACUUUCACCUUCCUCAACCAAGAUAUACAGUUACGGCAAUACAACACCUUUACCUGUUCUCGGGACAUUUACUACCCACGUUGAAUCGAAAUUUCGCAUCGUUCCCGCCACCAUCUACGUCAUUCAAGGGUCAUCUGGUUGCCUAUUAAGCUACAAAACCGCGACAGAAUUAAAACUCAUUUCUGUCAUCGCUCAAACCACCGCGUCAGUCGACACCUCAAACCUGUCUUCACCAUCUACAAGCACACACGUCCGCUCUGAGUACCCUGAUCUCUUUACGGGUAUUGGCAAAAUGAAAGACUUUCAAGUGCAUUUGCAUAUUGAUAAUUCUGUCCCACUAGUAACUCAACCGCAUCGGCGUAUUCCGUUCCAUCUUCGGAAAAAACUCGAAACCGAACUUGACAAGCUUGAACGCCAAGGUAUUAUUGAACCAGUGGAUGGCCCAACGCCGUGGGUGUCCCCUCUCGUCGUCACACCGAAACCAAAGAAACCUGACAAGAUUCGCAUUUGUGUUGACAUGCGUCACCCCAAUCGUGCGAUUCUUCGCGAACGUCAUAUCACCCCAACAAUCGAUGACCUCAUUCACGAUCUCAAUGGUGCGACCGUUUUUUCCAAACUCGAUUUAAACUCAGGUUAUCACCAGCUCGAACUCGCGCCCGAGAGUCGUUACAUCACUACGUUUUCAACGCAUAAAGGACUGCGAAGAUAUACACGCCUGAACUUUGGUACGUCUUCUGCUGCUGAGGUGUUCCAAAACGCAAUUCAACAAGUUCUCAGCGGUAUUGACGGUGUACGAAACGUAAGCGACGACAUCAUCAUUUUUGGACGUGAUCAGGCGGCCCAUGACAAAGCACUUCAUGCUGUUUUCGAACGUUUGCGAUCGAAAAAUCUGACUUUGAAUAUUGACAAAUGCGAGUAUAACAAAUCCAGUAUUGAAUUUUUCGGUUACGUAUUUUCGGGCAAUGGUGUAUCCCCAGACCCCAAGAAAGUCUCUGCAAUUCGCAAUACCAGCCUCCCUACCAAUGCUCACGAAGUUCGUAGUUUUCUCGGCAUGACCAACUACUGUUCCCGCUUCAUUCCUAAUUAUUCCUCCAUCACCGACCCUCUCCGAGCACUCACCAAAUCUGAUCAACCCUGGACGUGGACCUCCCAGCACCAACAAGCUUUUGAUCAGCUCAAAGACCUUCUGACUAGUGACACUGUCCUUGCGUAUUUCAACCCUCACAAAGAAGCCACCAUCAUUGUCGAUGCCAGCCCUGUUGGCCUUGGUGCUAUCUUUUGUCAAGACCAACGCAUCGUCGCCUAUGCAAGUCGUUCCCUUACCCCAGUUGAACAGCGGUAUUCCCAAACCGAACGUGAAGCCCUGGGUGUUCUUUUCGCUUGCCACCACUUUCAUCUUUACAUUUAUGGCACCAAAUUUUCCAUCAUCACUGACCACAAACCUUUGGAACGGAUUUUUUCCAAUCCCUCUGCUCGUUCCAACGCCAGAUUAGAACGCUGGGCUCUCAAGCUUCAACCCUAUCACUUUACCAUUUCGUAUUCUCCUGGCAAGACCAACCCCGCCGAUUACCUGUCCCGUCAUCCUCUUGCCACAACACAUUCUUCCACUGCAUCGACACAAGCCGAAGAGUACAUUUCGUUCCUAGCCAAUUAUACCACUCCCAAAGCUAUGACCGUUGAUGAAGUUAAACAAUUUACCCGUGUUGACCCCACUCUGCAAUGCGUCAGCGAUGCCCUCCACAACAAUUCCUGGCACUCUGUUCUUUCCACACCAGACCCCCGUGUCAACCUCCACGAUCUCAAGGCUUUCCACCAAAUUCGUGACGAACUGACUGUGUCUACUGAUCAUGACCUCGUUCUUCGCUCUCACCGUCUCAUCCUCCCACAUGCCCUUCGUCAACGUGCUCUUCACAUCGCCCACGAAGGUCAUCAAGGUCUUACCAAAACCAAACAGCUGCUCCGCGAAAAGAUUUGGUUUCCUGGAAUUGAUGGGCUUAUGAAAAAGCUAAUUGACAAUUGUCUCGCCUGUCAGGCAACAGUCGUUCAACAGCCAUUUGAACCCCUACGCAUGACCGAGUUACCACAGGCCCCUUGGCAACAACUCUCUGUCGAUUUCUGUGGCCCUCUUCCCUCAGGCGAUAUGCUCUUCGUGGUAAUCGACGAAUACUCGCGCUAUCCCGAGGUUGAAAUUGUUCGCUCCACCUCUGCAAAUACCGUCAUCCCGAAACUCGACCGCAUUCUAUCCACGCAUGGCAUUCCCAGAGAAAUCAAGUCUGACAACGGACCUCCAUUUCAAAGUCACUCUUUCGCCCAGUUCGCGCAAUAUAUGGGGUUUCACCACCGAAAGAUCACUCCAGAGUGGCCCAAAGCCAAUUCUGAGUCUGAACGUUUCAUGCGAACAAUUCAGAAAACCCUCCGCGCUGCCCACCUCGAAAACAAGAAUUGGAAGCAAGAACUGUUUCUUUUCCUCCGAAACUACCGUGCAACGCCACAUUCCACCACAGGAAUUUCCCCUGCGGAGCUCCUCUUUGGACGAAAAUUAGCCGUCAAGUUACCGGAAGUAGUCCCCACGUCACCAUCACGAUCCCAAUUCGCCGAUAUCGAUCUCAAAAAGAAGGAAAAGAUGAAAGUGUAUGCUGAUACCGCAGCCAAAGCAAAACCACACAGCUUUCAAGUUGGUGACACUGUUCUCGUUCGUCAAAAACGCGUCAAUAAACUUUCCUCACCGUACAACAAACAUCCAUACACUAUCGUCAAGAUCAAAG
This is a messenger RNA of Paramuricea clavata, 3454 nucleotides long. Lineage: Eukaryota; Metazoa; Cnidaria; Anthozoa; Malacalcyonacea; Plexauridae. The record is from the annotation of a GenBank genome assembly.